Molecule: messenger RNA, 2558 nt
Organism: Drosophila innubila
Lineage: Eukaryota; Metazoa; Arthropoda; Insecta; Diptera; Drosophilidae
Product: zinc finger MYND domain-containing protein 11
Exons: 3
Coding region: 122-2071 (649 amino acids)
Biological process (GO): regulation of transcription elongation by RNA polymerase II
Molecular function (GO): protein binding; transcription corepressor activity
Source: RefSeq, a predicted model, not a curated record
ACACACGGACUGAAACAGCUGAUGCGCUGCGACCAAUAUGCGACUGUCUGGCAACUCUGCACUGCGUUUCUGGUGAAACAAAUUUCUACAAAAUAAAGGAUUCAAUAAAAGAUUUUUAAAUAUGGUGACGACAUUGCCAGCCGGUGCCGUGGCAAUUUGGAUGCAAAAACUAAAAAACGGGGCUUACAGGUCUAUCAAAAUCCUGGAACGAUGUUUGCUGACGCUAAUGACAAAAGAUGAAGCCUCUCAGGCAGUAGAGAAUGCAAUCAAGGCUGGCAUUCUAGUGCCAAAAGAAAAAGGUGCAUUCACCAAAGGCAAACAAGUAAUGCUUUGUUUUCCACAGAAGCUGAGCAAGCAUAAAUCGCUAAAGUAUGAUCCGUAUUGCUUUGAGUGUCAAUUGCCCAGUGCUGGACCAGUACAGAAAUGUCUCUUGUGUACGCGUUCUUUUCAUGCUGACUGUCAACGUAAGAAACCCAUACAUCCAAAUUACUCGGUGCCCUCGGACAGGUGUCAACCACAUCGUCUUCCCCUCAACGAAUCUGAUAUGGAGGAGUCAAGCAGUGAGGAUGGUACUCCAAAUGACAGAGUAACACCGCCACCUAGAGUAGCAAUAGAACAGGAAGCUACCUACGAGGUUGAUUGCAAUAGUAACAUCAACAUCAUCUCCAGAAAUUCAUUCAAACACGAGCCGGACAGUGCAGAUGAUGUGUAUUUCGUUAGUGAGCAACCAGCGCGUCAGCGCAAGCGAUGCAGUCCAUAUAUCAAAAGCGAGCAAGCUCCAGAUAACGAGGCUAACGACGAUCUGCAACUGUGUACACCGUGCCGCCUGCUAAAGUUGGCCGAUUUGCUGAAUCCGCCACACAUGUCCAUUGAUGAGCUAAACUGUCUGCUGAACUACGCGUGGCAGAAGCAUCACAGCUGGAUUGAUAGAGAUGUGCGCAAACACAUGACUCGUCAUUGGAGCGAAGGCGACUCGAAUAUCGUUAAGAACUUACUCUUCAAGAACGACAUGCUCGGUAUCUCGGAUAUUUCACAUAGCAUUGAGAUGAAAGAGUACAAGCAUCUGUCGCAGUUUCUUAUCGAUGUGCUUGACCUGCAGCACAAUAUUGGUGUUUUCUUUGGCACCAAGUGCGAGGAGUACAAUGCCACCAAGUGGCUGGUACGUGAUAUCACCCAUGACAUUCGUGAAAUAAGUCGCUGCUCUGACUGCUAUCGUCAUUCCAUGGAGUCGAGCCGAUCUGCAUUCUGGUUUGCCAAACCCUGCACUCAGCGUCAUGAGUUGGUCUACGCCAAGCAACAAGGCUCUCCCUACUGGCCGGCCAAGAUUAUUCGCGUGAUGAGCAAGAAGAGCAACAUAUUUGACGUACGCUUCUUUGGUGGCGAUCAUUCCCGUGCGCUCAUUCCAGCACGUGAUAUACUCCCAAUAGAUGCGGAUAUUUCAAAACUUAAGAUUAAAGCGACACGUCCGUAUAACGCUGCGAUGCGAGAAUACCAAUGUCAUACGAUGUUGCUGCAUCAGCCAAUGCAUUACUUUAGCUUCUCUGCUGAUCCUCGCGAUGCCGACAAUCUCAUUAACCGUGCGCUUUCCCAUUGCAUGGAGGCGAUUGAAGUGAGCUCUUCCAAUAAACGCCCUCGAGCUGCUACGCCCGCUUCGGCUAAGAAACGAAAGCGAGCAACGGCAGUAGCAACUCCCAAUCUGUCACAGCGCCUCCAACCAAAUCGCCGAUCUUCAAUAGCCGAAGGUCAAGAGACGCUGCAGGACAUCACAUUGCAAUUGGAGAACAGCGUUGCAUCUUCGCCAGUUUUUGAAAUGCAAGGAGGAAGAGUAUCAAACUAUCAGGAACUGAUACAAGAAGUUUUCACGUUAAAUGAGCAACUGACUCGAAACAAGGCUGAAUUGGACAACCUAAGAGAUGAGUUAAAGGCGGUCAAACGAAAGAGAUGGUGUCAACAUUGCUUGGACGAAGCUGAAUUCGACUGCUGCUUCACUGCCUCGUACUGCAGCGAUGCUUGCAAGCGGCGGGAUAAACGACGACAUCAAGGAACUUGCACCCACAACGGGCAGACUUAGUUCCAUUUCAAUGCAUUAUUUUCUAAAUAUCAUUUACACAUUGUGGUUUGUUAAACAAGAAUGACAUGUACACAUGUUAGCCAAGUAAUUCACACAUUUUAUAUAGCAAAACAAAACUUUUUUUAUACCCUGCUCGAGAGUAUUUUAAGUUUGCGCAAAGUAUGUAACAUCGAGAAAAAGACGUGACAGAUCCUAUGAAGUGUAUAUUUAUAUUUUUGUAAGCCUCAUAAGAAAGUGAUUUACAAGAGCAAUUUUAAAGCUAGAAACUUGAGUGUUUUAAGUAAAUAUAUUUUAGUUUUUUUUUUAAUUCUUAUUUAGUACAUAUCGCUUAUUUAAAAACAUGAAUGUCUUCAAGUAAAUUAACGAUAUGUAGUUGCUUCCAUAGUUCUUAUUAGAGCAAGGUAAACAGAAAUUAUAUCCAUCGGGUUUAACUAUUUGUAAAUAUAAAAUCCUAAUACUUAUGUGAUUAUUUAAUUUUGAAAAAUAA